Molecule: messenger RNA, 2993 nt
Organism: Nilaparvata lugens (brown planthopper)
Lineage: Eukaryota; Metazoa; Arthropoda; Insecta; Hemiptera; Delphacidae
Product: solute carrier family 2, facilitated glucose transporter member 1-like
Exons: 4
Coding region: 593-1993 (466 amino acids)
Biological process (GO): monosaccharide transmembrane transport
Cellular component (GO): membrane
Molecular function (GO): hexose transmembrane transporter activity
Source: RefSeq, a predicted model, not a curated record
GACUGUCCAUUUUUGUCCAUUUUUGAAACAAUUUUCUCUACUUGUGAAAUGAGUUGGUAUAGCCAGCCACCCAUUCUAAUAAUUAUAAUAAACGAUAUAAUGAGUCAGUUAUGUUAUUUAGUUUCAGUUAUGUGAUUUAGUUUCAGUUAUGUGAUUUAGUUUGUUCCUAACGUGCUACCUAUAUUAGAAAUUGGAUCGAGUUUUGUGUGCUUCAUAUUAUCGCAGCGUUUGAAAAACAAUUAGUUUCCCCCUCCUCAACUGAUAACUUGAGACCUUCACAUUGGUCUACGCUCAAUGCUCAGUUAGUUCUUAGCUGUCAAUUCAAAAUCUGUAACAUGAGAACAUACCAGCAUUGAGUAGUGAUAUUUACAGAACGUAUAGAGUAGUGAUCUGUGAAGUUUGAAUCACAAACGCAUGGAACUACCAAAAUCCUCUACAAGUGAUACCAGGAAUGUUCAGUCAUAGUGUUACCUUUGAAGUCGAAAUUUUCACCUGGAACUCGUCAGUAUUUUUGAAUUAGUAGACGAAAAUGAGAUCAAAGCUUGGGAUUUGAACUGCGUUUAUACUUCAAGGAGGAAAAUUCAGCAAAACAAUGAAUCCCGACUUCUCGAUCAACCUCGUAUUCGCGUGCAUGGUGGCAGCAAUUGGCGCAGGCUUCCAACACGGCUACAACACUGGCGUUGUCAACGCACCGCAAAACGUCAUCGAAAAAUGGAUGUCCGACGUGUCACAGGAGAGACACGGAAUGCCACCUGACAAGAACGACAUCACAUUCCUGUUCUCGUUGGCGGUCAGCAUCUACUGCGCUGGAGGCAUUGUGGGGGGGCUUCUAACCUCAACGUUCGCCAUCCACAUUGGGAGACGUGGCGGGUUGUUUGUAAACAAUUUAUUUGCCCUGAUCGCCGCAGCAAUGAUGGGACUAUCCAAGAUGGCUGGUAGUUUUGAGCUGUUAAUAGCUGGACGCUGUUUCUCUGGUCUCAACAGUGGACUAAACUCGGGACUAGCUGGGAUGUACCUUGUCGAGGUUUCCCCUCGAUCAAUGCGUGGAGCGCUCGGCUCAAUGUACCAGCUGAUCAUCACAAUAUCGAUCCUCGUCUCGCAGAUCCUUGGAAGCCAAAGUAUAUUUGGCACUGAUGAUCUAUGGCCGGUUCUCUUCGGUUUAACCGGGAUCAUGGCUUUAGCUCAAAUGCUGUUCCUCCCCUGUUGCCCCGAAACACCCAAACACAUCUUCAACAAGGGCAACAAAGAGCGAGCCCAGAAAUCACUGAAAUGGCUGAGGAAACGGGAGGAUGUUUCAGCUGAGAUGAGCGAAAUCCAAACUGAAGCCGAACAGGAGAAGUCUAUUGGUAAGGCGAGUUUCCAGCAGUUCAUACAGAAUCCUUCAUUGAGGAAACCUCUGAUCAUAGCCAUUGUGAUCAUGAUUGCCCAACAGUUGUCCGGCAUCAAUGCUGUCAUCUACUACUCGACACAGAUCUUCCAGAAAGCUGGAAUGAGCCAGCAGGAGGCCCAGUUGGCAACAAUGAUCAUGGGAACUGUGAACAUCAUAAUGACGGUGAUCUCUGUGUUCUUAGUGGAGAUUGCUGGACGUAAAACCCUCUUACUGAUUGGUUUCGGAUUGAUGUUCAUAGUAACAGCUCUCCUAGCAGUUUUGCUGGAGUUCAUACAGUACGAUUUCGCCUCCUACAUGUGUGUAGCACUAGUUGUCUUGUUUAUAGUGUGUUUCGCCACUGGACCCGGUUCGAUCCCCUGGUUUCUGGUAGCAGAACUUUUUGGUCAGGACGCGCGACCGCUGGCUGCUUCCAUCUCGAUCGGCUGCAACUGGACAGCCAAUUUUCUGGUCGGCCUCUUCUUUCUGCCUCUGCAAGAACUGAUCGGACCAAAGGUGUUCAUCAUUUUCGCCGUGCUACAACUGAUAUUCACAAUUUUCAUCUUUUUCAAAGUACCGGAAACGAAGAAUAAAUCGUUGGAUGAAGUGUUGAAGUAUUUCAAAUGAGUUCCCAAAUUCAAGAGUGAUACUGAAGUGAAUUGAAUUUGAUAAAAUAAUUAUGACAUGCACGGUGGAACCAAUAUUAAAUUUGAGAGAAUUCUGAAAUUUUUAACGGUGGAAACAUAUUGAUAUUAUUUCAAGGAUAAAUUGAAUUCGAGAACAUUUUGACUAAACGCGGUGGAACUGAUGUUGAAUUGAAUUCAAGUGAAUUUCGACAUUUUUAACGGUGGGAAUGAUACUCUUAAGCUGCGUUUACACCAAAGUUAUUAACAAAAUGUUGGUAACUCAAUCCUUAUAGAUUCUAUUACAUUGAACAUAACUUAUCAUACACAUGAUGAACAUAUGUGUUUGUCAAGUUCCGUUCAACCUAAUAGAAUCUAUAAGGAUUAAGCUAUUGGAAUUUUGUUAGUUACUUUGUUGUAACGCAGCUUUAUUCUCUUCAAAGAGCAGAUACUUUUCAGCUGAUUAUAGACAGUUUACAACAUGAUGCUCUGAUAAUUAAGACUUAAAUAUUAUGAUCAUUAAUGAAUAAUAUAGAAUCAAAAUUGGUGAAUUAUCAUGUUUUGUAUUUUCGAAUAAUGUGGAAACAAUCUGCCUUUUAAACAUAAUUGGAAUAAAAAAGUCUUGCAAAAAUUAGAAACCUAUAUGUAACCAUAAAGGCGGAUUCUCACAAAUCUCGUAUCAGUUAACGUGGUCGCCGUACUUGCUCGGCCGUGCUGUGUGGCAAUAGUCCCAUUAGUUAAAACUAAUUGAAAUCAUAUUCUUACUGUACUGAUUACCAACUCUGAUACUGUAAAGUGAGAAUCCCUCUUGAAUGAGAGCUUUGACUUUGAAGAAAAGACUUUUUGAAUUAUCUGUAUAUUUUAUUAUAACUAUCACGUCGAGGAAUUAAUAAACCAUUCAAUGCAAUGAACUGAUGAAAAAUAUCAUGAUGUGAGAACAUUUUAAUGUAAUAGAAUCAUUAAAUUAUGUAUCCAAUAAAGUUAAAUAUACUAUUUUUGGUCUA